AUGGGGUUCGCCAACCUGGACAAGAGCUAUGUGGGCUUCACCAUUGCCCACUGCUGCACCUUUGCCCUCGCCAUUGCAGUCUGUGGUAUCUAUGGCAGCGACAUGCAAUAUGCCAGAGAAACCCACAAAGGCGUCAAUUCAAAAUGGAUUUUCGCGGUGGUGGUUGGCGCACUGUCCGCCCUUACAUGCGUGAUAUACGCCGUGCCCUUCAUCUUUGCCAGAGGAGCUUUCUUCAUGAUCUUCUGGGACGCGAUCUUGUUCAUCCUCUGGAUUAGCCUCUUUGGCGUUUUUGGAAGUAUGUACAUUCAUGAAGACGCAAAAGGGGACCGCGAUGUUGAGCGGAUGAAGAAUACCGUUUGGCUGGACCUGACCAACGCCCUCCUUUGGCUCAUCAUCACAGUGGCCAUUGGUAUCUACUGGUUUAGGCAUCGCAGCGCGGCAAGGACAAGGUGGUCAGGCCGUAUGAAGGUCUGA
Clonostachys rhizophaga is the source of this 474-nucleotide messenger RNA. The record is from the annotation of a GenBank genome assembly. NCBI's taxonomy places the organism in Eukaryota, Fungi, Ascomycota, Sordariomycetes, Hypocreales, Bionectriaceae.